Messenger RNA from Colletotrichum abscissum, 699 nucleotides. RefSeq lists its product as uncharacterized. The record is from RefSeq and is a predicted model, not a curated record. NCBI's taxonomy places the organism in Eukaryota, Fungi, Ascomycota, Sordariomycetes, Glomerellales, Glomerellaceae. The coding region runs from base 1 to 699 and encodes 232 amino acids. The transcript is spliced from 3 exons.
AUGCUCUUUUCAAUACUAUCAGCACUCGUCCUCGCCGCGACAGCGUCAGCCCACAUCGUCAUCUCAUACCCGGGCUGGCGCGGUAAUAACCUCAUUACCAAUGACACAUUCCCCUACGGCAUGCAAUGGAACUACCCAUGCGGCGGCAUGCACGUCACCCAAAACCGCACCUACUGGCCCACGACGGGUGGUGCUCUCGCCUUCCAACCAGGCUGGUUCCAGGGCCACGCCCAGGCAAUGAUGUAUGCCAACAUGGGCUUCGGCAGCGACGGGCCCGACGGCGGUCCCAUCAACAUGUCUUUCCCCAUGGUCCCCGUCUUCCAAAUCCUUGGUCCCAGCAAAAACCCUUACCCGGGCACCGUCUGCCUCCCGCAAGUGCCCCUCCCGGCAAACACCACCGUCAAGGCCGGAGAUCACGCCACGAUCCAAAUUGUCGAGCUUGCUGUUCACGGCGCCGCUCUGUUCUCAUGCGUCGAUAUUGAAUUCGCUGAGCCAGGCGACCCGAAAAUCGGAAAAGUCAACGAGACAAACUGCUUCAACUCCACCGACAUCGGCUUCGGCGACGUCUACACUAUCACGACAAAAGAGUCUGGCGCGGGGUAUGUGCAAGGAACAUCCGCUGGCGCAAGGACGACAACGAGCUUCUCCGUCGCUGGUUUGCUCCCGCUUGUGCUCGGUGCGCUCUGGAUCCUGCUGUGA